Messenger RNA from Ochlerotatus camptorhynchus, 816 nucleotides. RefSeq lists its product as uncharacterized. Gene Ontology annotation, biological process: DNA integration. Bases 1 to 816 code for a protein of 271 amino acids. The record is from RefSeq and is a predicted model, not a curated record. The transcript is spliced from 2 exons. Gene Ontology annotation, molecular function: nucleic acid binding. NCBI's taxonomy places the organism in Eukaryota, Metazoa, Arthropoda, Insecta, Diptera, Culicidae.
AUGAAUGACAAGCCAGCGGUGUCCUUGCCCUUUGGUACCAGUUUCACCACUUCAGGAUCAACGGUGGUUUCCAAGCAUUCUUUCACUAUCGCCGAAAUCAAUUCGUUCGUUGCGUCGGGACGGAUGCGCGACAGAUAUGUGAUCGCCAAGCCCGUGAGAUCUACGAGCUUCGAGCAUACCCGAAAAAUUUUGGAAGAAGUCUUUGAGAAGGAAGGCUAUCCGAAGAACAUGAAAUCGGACAAUGCCCCCCCCCCCUUUAAUGGGGAUGACUACAGGGAGUACUGCCUGAAGCGUGGCAUCAAUGCCACCUUUUCCACGCCGUUAUAUCCCCAACAAAACGGCUUAGCAGAGAGUUGCAUGAAGUUGGUGAAUAAGGCAAUGAGUGCUGCAUCGGCAAGCGGAAAAAGCUAUGGAGAAGAAUUGACUGCAGCGGUUCAUGCUUAUAACGCAGCUGCCCACUCCGUGACGGGCGUACCACCGGAGGAAGUGAUGACGGGUCGGAAGAUCAAACGUGGGCUUCCUCUGCUGUGCCGUGGAAAGGCCACCUUCGACGACAACCUGCUCAACGCAAAGGAUAUGAAAUUAAAAAUCGAGGCGAAGAUACGAGAAGACACAAAACGAGGGGCUCGUCGAUGCCGUAUUAAACUCGGAGACACGGUUGUUGUAGAGCGUCAGUCUCGAUCAAAAGGAGAAUCGCGGUUUGAUCCCCGCAAGUAUACGGUUACAGAUGAACGAAACGGAAUGCUUGUUUUGACCGAUGAAAACGGCCAGAUUUUAAAGAGACACGUGUCACAGACGAAGCAAGUCUACGACUGA